Molecule: messenger RNA, 1323 nt
Organism: Cadophora gregata
Lineage: Eukaryota; Fungi; Ascomycota; Leotiomycetes; Helotiales; Ploettnerulaceae
Exons: 3
Coding region: 53-1054 (333 amino acids)
Source: RefSeq, a predicted model, not a curated record
AGCACACUUCUCAUCCUUUUUACUUCACAUCCCUACUCUCACAACCCGAAAGAUGACACUCAUAAUGACCACCCAACCCUUCUCAAAUUCCUCCAGCUCCGUGGUCGACAUCCUCAUCCUAGGCGCCGGCUGGACCUCAACAUUCCUCAUCCCGCUCCUUAAAUCUCAAAAAAUCACCUACGCAGCAACCACCACAACAGGUCGAGACGGGACUCUUAAAUUCCAAUUCUCACUCCCCAAGAAUCACGAUCAGAAACCUGAUCUGAGUCAAUACGAUGCUUUACCCACAGCCAAAACAGUACUCAUCACUUUCCCAUUGCGAGGAGCGGAGGAGACGAAAUUCUUGGUCGAUGCGUAUCUGAAAACCCAUUCUCAUUCACAUUCAGAAUCUCAAUGUUCAGAUGCUCCAUCUGAAUCUGUCACCGCCUCGAAUGAGAACAACAGCAACAGCAAGCCAACCCACCCCUACCAAAUCAUCCAACUCGGCAGCACCGGAAUAUGGACGAUUCCAGACCAACCCACCUGGGUAACCCGACACAGCGCCUACAACACCUCCGACGCUCGCGCUCAAGCCGAAGACGCGCUUCUUGCUCUCGGCGGUUGUGUCCUCGACCUCGCGGGUCUGUGGGGCGGCCAGAGAAAUGCGAGGCAUUGGAUUGAUCGUGUUGCGUCCACCAAGGAAACGCUUGCUAGUAAGAAGAGCUUGCAUAUGGUUCAUGGGCUUGAUGUCGCAAGGGGGAUUGUUGCUGUUCAUGGAAAGUGGGGGAAGGCUGCUGGGGAGAGAUUUAUGCUGACCGACCUCAUGGUCUACGACUGGUGGGCGCUCAUCCUCGGCUUCGCGGGAGAACUUGACGUCGAGAAUGGGAAUGAUGAGAGAGCAGGGAAGCAGAUGAAGUGGAUUGGGGAGUUGAUGGAUGAGCAGGGGGUUAGGGCAUUGCCGAGGGAUAUGGAGAGUUUGGGGCGGUGUUAUGAUUCGAGGGAGUUUUGGAGCACGUUUGAGAUUAUGCCUACGAGGAGCAGGAUUUCGAGUGUGGUUAUUGGGGGGCAGUAUUAGAUUAUGUGAUUGGAAACGAUGUUUUAUUUGGGGGUGGAGAAAUUCAGCAAUAGAUUCCGACCCGCUUGUUAACUUACAGCUUCCAGCACUGCUCGUUAUCUUCUGCGAGUCCACCACAAGGGUCUCCGGUGUGUAGAUAGAGACUGCAUCGCCUCUGACAGGAGAAGUCCCUACAACAAAGUCCUCCUCCACAUCCCCUCCUCCUCUUCAAUCGCCCUCUUCAAAUUCUCCCUCAUCUUGAACCCAUGCCCCUCCCCCUCAAACACAAC